Xiphias gladius (swordfish) is the source of this 5203-nucleotide messenger RNA. It is a transcript of the gene jmjd6, whose product is annotated as jumonji domain containing 6, arginine demethylase and lysine hydroxylase. Gene Ontology annotation, biological process: phagocytosis. The coding region runs from base 293 to 1504 and encodes 403 amino acids. The record is from RefSeq and is a predicted model, not a curated record. Gene Ontology annotation, molecular function: histone H4R3 demethylase activity; P-TEFb complex binding. Lineage: Eukaryota; Metazoa; Chordata; Actinopteri; Istiophoriformes; Xiphiidae. The transcript has 6 exons. Gene Ontology annotation, cellular component: nucleus; cytoplasm.
UCAGUUACAAAAGCAUUGUGUCGCCAGGCAGUUAGCUGAGUUUAUUAGCUGUUAUCAAACUGUAUCGCCCAGGCGGGAGUCCAGAGUGUUCUUAUAUCUGUUGGUAUAGAUUGAAGGACGAGUUGAACACAUUACCCGACUUGUGGUUUUGUUGUCUUAUUAAACAGUUAAGCUAAGAGUGUGAGAACAGCGCAGCUAGCCGGGUACCAGUGCAGGCUAGUGAAUGUGUUUGUGUUGGUAGCGCCGGGUUAGCUCGAUAGCUAGCUGAGUAGCGAUAAGGCCAGGGGGAGGAAUGAACCAUAAGAGUAAGAAGAGGAUUAAAGAGGCGAAACGGAGCGCCAGACCCGAGCUGAAGGAUUCAUUAGACUGGAUAAAACACGGUUAUCAUGAGACUUUCGACUUGUCACACCGUACCGUAAAGGACAACGUAGAGCGGGUGGACACCCUCCAUCUCAGUCCUGAAGAGUUCAUCCGGCGCUUCGAGCGGCCCUACAAGCCUGUCGUCCUGUUGAACUGCCAGGAGAACUGGCCCGCCCGAGAAAAAUGGACUCUGGAGCGCCUCAAACGCAAAUACCGCAACCAGAAGUUCAAGUGUGGGGAGGACAAUGACGGAUACUCGGUGAAGAUGAAGAUGAAGUACUACGUGGAGUACCUGGAGAGCACCAGAGACGACAGCCCGCUCUACAUCUUCGACAGCAGCUAUGGUGAACAUGCCAAACGCAGGAAGCUGCUGGAGGACUACCAGGUGCCCGUCUUCUUCAGGGACGACCUGUUCCAGUUUGCAGGAGAGAAACGCAGACCGCCCUACAGAUGGUUUGUGAUGGGCCCGGCUCGCUCCGGGACCGGCAUCCACAUCGACCCGCUGGGCACCAGCGCCUGGAAUGCCCUGGUUCAGGGUCACAAGAGAUGGUGUCUGUUCCCCACAAACACACCCCGAGAGCUGAUCAAAGUGACCAGAGAGGACGGAGGCAACCAGCAGGAUGAGGCAAUCACCUGGUUCAAUGUGGUUUAUCCCAGAACGCAGCAGCCGAACUGGCCUCCGGAGUUCACACCACUGGAGAUCCUCCAAAAACCCGGGGAGACUGUUUUUGUGCCUGGCGGAUGGUGGCACGUCGUCCUCAACCUGGACACGACAAUCGCCGUCACUCAGAACUUUGCCAGCACGACCAACUUCCCCAUUGUGUGGCACAAAACUGUCCGAGGUCGACCCAAACUCUCCAGGAAGUGGUAUCGUAUUUUGAAGCAGGAGAGGCCUGACCUGGCAGCGUUGGCAGACAAAGUGGACCUGCAGGAGUCAACGGGCAUCGCGUCGGACAGUUCUAGUGACUCUUCAUCAUCAUCGUCCUCCAGCUCGUCGGAGUCCGACUCUGAUGCGGAGUCGGGCUCCGAGGGCGACGCCAUGUCCCACCGCAGGAAGAAGAGAAGGACCUGCGGGAUGACGGCCAACGGAGACACCAGCAGCCAAGAUGACUGCGUCAGCAAGGAGAGGAGCUCAUCGCGGUGACCUCCAGCCUCCAUUCAGCCUCCACCCGGCCCCUCAGCGGUGUGACUCCUGUACUCACAAACAGACCCACAACUCCAGCUGCUUCUAGUCUAGGUUAGGUAAACAUCUGAAUCCCCGAAUGAAGGCCACCCGGCUGCCUUUAGAGACAAGAUGGCUGCCGCUGAGAAGCGAGGUGUAGAUAGAGGAGGAGGAUCCUGUGGGGCGUGGGCCUGCUGGAGACCUGCCACCACUGUGCUUUUCAACACCAAUCAAUAUCUGUUUGUCUCUGUAGCUUCUGUAGUGUGAGGACGUGGAGGGAAACAUGAAGAUGAAUUCUAGCCAAUAAUGGGACUGAGAACUCGUUGUGGGCUCCGAUCUAAUCUUAUGCUGAAAUGGAGCGAUGGGAAUAUUUUCGAGGCUCUUAUUUAAUAGUAAAAAUCAAAUGUAUUGACACAUUUAGCCAUCAGAGGAGAUGAAAACAGGGUUUGGGCUUCUGUAGUUUAACGUGCACCCUAUUUUAAAAGUUCACUGCAGCAGUACAGGUUUUUGUGUUGUAGAUUCUGGUCAGGAUUACCACCACUAACCAACAAAUAUCUAUAAGCAAUAUUAAAGUAACACUUGGGCCUCUAGUUUCACAGCGACAAACUGGUGGUAAUGAACAAUAAAUCCUGACCAGGGUAUCUGCAGGUCUUACAGUCUGAAAAAGCACUGAACUUUUCUUUUUUUUUUUUUAAAGGCCUUACAAGAUUUUAAAAACUCAUAAAUUUUGUGCACAAAAGUCUUACAUAUUUUUCUUUUGCCUUCCAAUGUCAACAAUUUUUUUUAAUUGGUUAAUCCAACCAGCCAUUUUCCGUCGCUUAUCCAGGUCCAGGUCGCUUCGGUUUAAUUAAAUAUAUCACGAGGAAUUGUUGUUUUAUACUGCCGGGAAGUAUUGAGUAAUAUGAUAGUUCUAAGCCAUAUUGUCCCCACUGGUAUUACACCCUACUUUAAUACUUUAGCCAGUCUGACUGUAAAACGGUUCUUAAAUUGCAUUCAAUGUGAUGUUAAAAAAGGUCUUAAAACUUGGUGAAGCUGCAGAAACCUUUCUGAUGUGGGUGUGUUACGGAUACUCUGCAGACUGUCCCCUGUCAGACUGACACUCCCUAUAAUAUCAUACUUGUAAAAAAAAAAAUCAUCAGUUCACAGUUGAGAAGCUACAUCAUCAACAUACUGUAUGUCACUAUAGGACCAGUUACAUCCUAGAUAAUUAAAACACCGAUGAGAUUAGAUGAUUACACUCAUUUUAAAACGUCCCUGAUAUGUUAAGAGCCUCUGUGUGAUUAAACAGGUCUCAUCAUAAAGUAAGUGAACUAGUUCUCCACGCAGAUGUAUAUUUUCACAAGUCAGUUGAUGUUAACAGAUCAGUCUGGUGUUGUUCUGUAUUUUUCUUAUUGUUAUCAAAUACCUUGUUCAGACUCAAACCAGCAGUGUGUCAGUCCGUCCCUCAACACCUUCCCUCCUCCGUCUGUGGCUCUCAGCUCCGAGCCCAUUGGUUCCCACUGGAGACGUAAAUCUCUAAAAACACCUCACUGAUAUAUAGUUUCAUAUUUAAAAAAAGUCUCAGUAAUUUUCCUAAAACAGCUGCUCACUGUAGUUUUCUAUCAAACAGACAGGAGGAAAUAUAUAGAGCAUUUGUCUGGGACUAUUUUCAGCAGCGGAUUAAUUCACAUCUGAUGCUGUAGUGAGUAUUUGUGGCAGCGGGAAGGUGUGUGUUACUACAUGUUUAGUCAAAAAUUAGUUGAGACCAAAAUUUGACUUGUUUACAUGCCUUUUGCCAUAUAAUAUUUUUUACGCCAUAGAAAUGUAUAGUUCCCCUAUAAAUUUAUCAAUUUCAUUUAAUUUGAUGAACCACAGCAAUAAGGCAGAAGCUUAAUCCGGUCAUGGAGAGUAAAAAAAAAAGUCAGAUUUUGUUUGUUGAUACUGUUUUUCCCUCAUACUUUUUCCAAAGGGUUAUGUCAAAGAUUUUAUAUCCAAAAGACAUAAAAUAAAGGAACAACUUCCUGUUCAUCUGUUACAGUUUAUCCAGUCAGCAUGAAAACUUAAAACCUUUUUUUCCAAACAAAAGCUUUUCUGGCGUUCUCUACCUUUGUAGGGCAGAUUGGAGCUCAGCGGCACAGACGAAUAAGAUACAGAAAAAUAUAGAAUAUCACCAGACUUAUUCUUUAACGAAGCCACCUAAGAAACAAAACAGUAAUUAUACACGUUGGAGACCCAUUUCACACAUUUCUCCUCAGAUUUCUGUCAGCAGCCGGAGGUAAAUGUUAGUUUGUCCGGAGGCUGAUGGAUCUGAGUGGUGAACUGAUACCUGAUACUACAACACACUCAUAAUUGUUAAUUAGCUCCAUCUUUUUCAGUCGCGUUGCUGCCAGUUUUGCACAUGCUGCCGUGAAACUAGAGGUCCCGGUCUUCUGUAGGAGUCUGGGGCCUCCGCCGGUGUCGUCGGAUCGGUGUCCAUUAAUGAGCGCUCAAAAUGAAAAGUCCCCACCAAAUGCUAUUUGUGCACAAAUGCCCCCUCUGGUAUGUAUUUUUUAAGAUUGUUAGAAGUUGUUUCGCUCUUGUACCUGCCUUGGAAAUUAAACUUAAUCCAGGAAUUUAAAGUGUCACUUUAGUUAGCCAGCCUUAAGGAAAUUAAACAGUAAAGCCUACACACACAUGGAAAAUCAUUUAAAUGUGUCAGAUGCAGUCGGCGUCUGCUGCGGGUGCGUUUGCACUGUGUGACAUACAGGAGACUGUCGAAAGCAGCUGCUCGGCCUUCGGGAGGAACAAACUGGAUUAAACGGCUUCAGUAGAGUUUGUUGUUCUCAGGUGUCUGCGGGAGUUUCCGCAGCACAGUUGUCAGUGUUUCCGCCACUUCGACGGUCUGCCUGCCUUGUGUCAUAUGCUGCAAAUGAGAUAAUCUGUCACCAUGUGCAGUAGCUAGAAGUUGAGUCGCAUUAGUUUUGUACUUUAACUCCUGGCAGUCGUAAUAAAUGACAGUAGAGGGCGCUACAUUCGCUGCCUUUUAAAUUCCAGUGAAUGGAAAAGAUGAUUCUGGAGUCUGUCGAUGAGUUGGUAUGUUGCAGAGUGUUUUAUUAGCAUUUGUUCAGGUUCUGACUCUUGCGGAAUAAGAGCUGAGCUUUCGGUUGUUGUCAGAGUAGAAGACGUGUCUGGGAUUUACCGUAGAUGAGGCAGAUCCUGCUCGGAGUCGAAUAGGGAUCGCAACUAAUGAAUAUUUUUAUUUUCCAGUUAAAGCUGAAAUAUUAGUCGAUGAAACAAGUAAGAAAUAAUUUCUGCAGCAGUUUUUCGGCAACAGUCGAUUACUUGUUUGAAUCCAUUUUAAGCAAAAAUGGAGGGAAAAAAAUCUCCAGCUUUAAAACUGAAGUAUUUUUUGGUUUUCUUCAACUUCUGUGAUAUUAACCUGAAUAUCUUGGGGUUUUGGACUGUCAGUCGAGGAAAACAAGACGUCAUCUUGGUCUCUGGAAACUUGCGUUGGACAAUUUUCACUGUUGCUGACAUUGUUAAUGAUCAGUGAUACCCUACCGGGAGUACUUCUUCAGAACUUUGUUUUGAUUAUUAUCUUUACUCAUAGCAGUUUGCAAAACUGAUCUUACAAAUGCAGCUGCAGUAGUGAGACAUCAGCCAUGACUUCUGCAGUUGCCAGGGAAGGGGCUCAGAUAAUUUACCCCCCCAAAAAAAAAAAAA